Sphaerodactylus townsendi is the source of this 585-nucleotide messenger RNA. RefSeq names its product cytochrome c oxidase subunit 6A1, mitochondrial. Gene Ontology annotation, cellular component: mitochondrial inner membrane. The record is from RefSeq and is a predicted model, not a curated record. NCBI's taxonomy places the organism in Eukaryota, Metazoa, Chordata, Lepidosauria, Squamata, Sphaerodactylidae. Gene Ontology annotation, biological process: mitochondrial electron transport, cytochrome c to oxygen. Bases 61 to 408 code for a protein of 115 amino acids. The transcript has 3 exons. Gene Ontology annotation, molecular function: enzyme regulator activity.
UAUUUCCUGUUCCGGGUUGGCGGUUGCGGCUGAUGUCCUUAUACUAGUUGUGAGUGUAGGAUGGCUUCAGUGGCGGCGCUCUGCAAAGUCUCUCGGCGGCUUGUCACCGGGGCUCCCCGCCCGGGACUGAAACGGCUGCUGUCGGCGGCUGCAGCAGGGGGUCAUGGGGAAGCUGGUGGCUCCCGUACAUGGAAGAUCCUGACCUUUGUGGUUGCUCUCCCAGGAGUUGCUGUCUGCAUGCUGAACUGCUACCUGAAGUCUCAGCAUGAACAUGAAAGGCCAGAGUUUAUUCCUUAUGCACAUCUCCGCCUCCGAACCAAGCCCUUCCCUUGGGGUGAUGGAAACCAUACUCUGUUCCACAAUCCUCGUGUUAACCCUCUCCCAACUGGCUAUGAAGAUGAAGAUUAAACACAAGAAUCAGUGCAGAACCAUGGACCACUAAGGUAGCUGGACCAGAACACAGGCUGGGAUUCAUAAUCAAAAUGUUCUGCAUUCCUUGUACUGUCAAAUUACGAAUUCCAUCCUGAUCUCUAGCAGUUUGUUUUUUCGCAGAGGUCACCUAAAUAAAACUAUUCCAUACAAGUA